GGUUCGGGGAGUGGGGGCGCAAUCUGAAUAAUUGAGGAGCUGUUCAGCAGCAGCGGCUGCCUCCUGCCUUCCUUUGCCGCCACCACCACUUCCCAUCCCAGCUAGAGAGACAGCUCCGCGCAGUAAGUGCGGACUGCCAGCCACCAGCCUCGGCAGCCAGCCCGUCGCCUCCAGCCCCGACCCCGACAUUCAUGCCCAGGAGAAGGCUGCACUGGGUCCCUCUGGACCUUUCCUAAAAGGGAGAUCCCUGUUCACUAGAUGAGUUCCAGAACCAUCCACUAAGGCUUUGUAGCUCCCUUCCAUCAGCUGACCUUCACUGCAUCCCCUAUCGCUCAAGAUGAGUGGCUUCUUCACCUCGCUGGAUCCCCGGCGGGUGCAGUGGGGGGCUGCCUGGUAUGCAAUGCACUCCAGGAUCCUACGCACCAAACCAGUGGAGUCCAUGCUAGAGGGAACUGGGGCCACCACGGCACAUGGAACUAAGCUAGCCCAGGUACUCACCACAGUGGACCUCAUCUCUCUUGGCGUUGGCAGCUGUGUGGGCACUGGCAUGUAUGUGGUCUCUGGCCUGGUGGCCAAGGAAAUGGCAGGACCUGGUGUCAUUGUGUCCUUCAUCAUUGCAGCCGUCGCAUCCAUAUUAUCAGGCGUCUGCUAUGCAGAGUUUGGAGUUCGAGUCCCCAAGACCACAGGAUCUGCCUACACCUACAGCUAUGUCACUGUCGGGGAAUUUGUGGCAUUUUUCAUUGGCUGGAACCUGAUCCUGGAGUACCUGAUUGGCACUGCGGCCGGAGCCAGUGCUCUGAGCAGCAUGUUUGACUCACUAGCCAACCACACCAUCAGCCGCUGGAUGGCGGACAGCGUGGGAACCCUCAAUGGCCUGGGGAAAGGUGAAGAAUCAUACCCAGACCUUCUGGCUCUGUUGAUUGCGGUCAUCGUGACCAUCAUUGUUGCUCUGGGGGUGAAGAAUUCCGUAGGCUUCAACAAUGUUCUCAAUGUGCUGAACCUGGCAGUGUGGGUGUUCAUCAUGAUCGCAGGCCUCUUCUUCAUCAAUGGGAAAUACUGGGCGGAGGGCCAGUUCUUGCCCCACGGCUGGUCAGGGGUGCUGCAAGGAGCGGCAACAUGCUUCUACGCUUUCAUUGGCUUUGACAUCAUCGCCACCACUGGAGAGGAAGCCAAGAAUCCCAACACGUCCAUCCCUUAUGCUAUCACUGCCUCCCUGGUCAUCUGCCUGACAGCAUAUGUGUCUGUGAGCGUGAUCUUAACUCUGAUGGUGCCAUAUUAUGCCAUUGACACGGAAUCCCCACUCAUGGAGAUGUUUGUGGCUCAUGGCUUCUAUGCUGCCAAAUUCGUAGUGGCCAUUGGGUCUGUUGCAGGACUGACAGUCAGCUUGCUGGGGUCCCUCUUCCCGAUGCCGAGGGUCAUUUAUGCCAUGGCUGGUGACGGGCUCCUUUUCAGGUUCCUGGCUCACGUCAGCUCCUACACAGAGACGCCAGUGGUGGCCUGCAUCGUGUCGGGGUUCCUGGCAGCACUCCUCGCGCUGUUGGUCAGCUUGAGAGAUCUGAUAGAGAUGAUGUCUAUCGGCACGCUCCUGGCCUACACCUUGGUCUCUGUCUGUGUCUUGCUCCUUCGAUACCAACCUGAGAGUGACAUUGAUGGUUUUGUCAAGUUCUUGUCUGAGGAGCACACCAAGAAGAAGGAAGGCAUUCUGGCUGACUGUGAGAAGGAAGCUUGUUCUCCUGUGAGUGAAGGGGAUGAAUUUUCUGGCCCAGCCACCAACACAUGUGGGGCCAAGAACUUACCAUCCUUGGGAGACAAUGAGAUGCUCAUAGGGAAAUCAGACAAGUCAACCUACAACGUCAACCACCCCAAUUACGGCACCGUGGACAUGACUACAGGCAUAGAAGCUGAUGAAUCCGAAAAUAUUUAUCUCAUCAAGUUAAAGAAGCUGAUCGGGCCUCAUUAUUACACCAUGAGAAUCCGGCUGGGCCUUCCAGGCAAAAUGGACCGGCCCACAGCAGCGACGGGGCACACGGUGACCAUCUGCGUGCUCCUGCUCUUCAUCCUCAUGUUCAUCUUCUGCUCCUUCAUCAUCUUUGGUUCUGACUACAUCUCAGAGCAGAGCUGGUGGGCCAUCCUUCUGGUUGUUCUGAUGGUGCUGCUGAUCAGCACCCUGGUGUUUGUGAUCCUGCAGCAGCCAGAGAACCCCAAGAAGCUGCCCUACAUGGCCCCUUGCCUCCCCUUUGUGCCUGCCUUUGCCAUGCUGGUGAACAUCUAUCUCAUGCUAAAGCUCUCCACCAUCACAUGGAUCCGGUUUGCGGUCUGGUGCUUUGUGGGUCUGCUGAUUUAUUUUGGAUAUGGCAUCUGGAACAGCACCCUGGAAAUCAGCGCUCGAGAAGAGGCCCUGCACCAAAGCACGUACCAACGCUACGACGUGGAUGACCCCUUCUCAGUGGAGGAGGGUUUCUCCUACGCCACAGAGGGCGAGAGCCAGGAGGACUGGGGCGGGCCCACCGAAGACAAAGGCUUCUAUUACCAACAGAUGUCAGAUGCGAAGGCAAACAGCCGGACAAGUAGCAAAGCGAAGAGCAAAAGCAAACACAAACAGAACUCAGAGGCCCUGAUUGCAAAUGAUGAGUUAGAUUACUCUCCAGAGUAGGAGAAACACACAAGUGGGUAGAAAUGGCGAUGAUUGAUUUUCAGUAACUUAACCUGUGGGCUAGAAGGUGAAAACUUUUUUGGCUCUCAUUUCACAAAUCCAGCCUUCCCCAAAUUCAAUCCCUAGUCAUAGCCUGUCAUUUGCUACUUUUGCUCUUCAGGAUAGUUCUGUUGAAGGGCUUAACCUGGUCCCCUAACUGGUCGCCUUGUUAAAUAAAAUAAAUAAAUAAACAAGAGGCUAUAUGAAAUUCCAUCUUAGGUGCAACCACCAGAGCUGAUGGUAGCAAAUGUUUCCUAGGUCUUUGCUUUGCUGGUUGAAGCCCAAGCAGAAGCUCUGGGCAGAAGGCAGAAUUUCAGUCACCUGAGACAUGGGGACAAAGCUCUGUUCUUGGCAUGUCAGGCUGAGUGCUGCUCCUCGAGGUCAGGGUGGGUAGGUGGGCAUUGGCACUUCCUGAGCAAGCAUCAUUUUAUCCUGCAAUCUCACCCAAAAUUAAUUCAUGGAAAAGACACAUGCUUCUUUUUAUUCACCAACAUUCUCACAGCUUCCAAACUAUAAUUUUAGGAUCCAGCAAAGGUCAGGGACUCUAGACCAUUUUCCCAAUGGUUUCAGAUUCACCAUAAAGCAGUCAUGCAGACCCAGUGAUAUGGUAAGAAGCACCAUCAAAGCUCUAUGUAAAUGCCCAGAAGAAAAUUAAAUAACCACAUCUUGCAGUGAAGGCCAGAAGCGCAUUGGCAGAAAUUAACUCUCUGUCAUGGCCUCUCUUAUAUCAGACUGCAGCUCCUGGUGAUAUGAUGAAAGAGGGCAAAGGUGGAGCAUGAUUUCAUGGCACUGAUAAGCCUUGAAGAAAUAGGUUGUUUGUUUUAUAAUCAGAUAAAAAUCUUUACAAGGAGAAGUGAGCCAGCCACUGAGAUCACAUUGCAAAUUCUCUUUCACAUUUCUAAAAUUAUAAAUUCUGUAGUUUUUGAGAUAUGCAACCACUUGAUUGGUGUGUGCUACUCUGAAAACAAAAUAGGCUGAAGUACAGCGACUUAGGUAGUUGCAUUCCAUGAGAUCACAUUUCACUUCUGAACUUUAUUCCUUGUGGGUAGCUCACUUUCAGAGGUGUAUUUUUUUUCCUGUUAUUUCCCAGAUUAGUUUCACUGAAGCCCAGAGAAAUAUCUACCUGGUAAGAUGUAAAUUGGGGCCAUAAAAGGGGCUAUUAAAAGAAUUUUCUCAGAAAUAGAAUAGAUGAGAGAAUUUGCAAAGGAAAAAAACACACAUGGGCUAUAAUAUAAAUUCUACUCUUGGAUUACAAGAAUUCCUGUGGCUGCACUGAGAUGCGUACAAAUGUAUGUGAAGGUACAAUUUGAAUCAAGCUAUCAUAAAAUUAACCAAGCUAUUAAAAUUAAUCAAGCUAUUAAUAAAAUCUCUGUGAGGAUUUCCUGAAAGAGGGACAAAAGAAGAAAUUCCUUGUCCUUUCUCUGCUGGAUGUAUCAGUAUGCCAAACGUUUUCCAGAAUAUAUUCGCUAACACUCAAGUCUGUUAUUUCUGAAAGGCUGAGGCUCAUGCCGUCUUGACAUGCUUUAGGAUUAUGGCAAGGAGGUAAAAGUCUAUUUUUUCAUUCAACUAACACUGGUUGAGAAUAGACCAAAUGCUAAGUGACAGGAAUGAACAGAAGCAUGGCACUUGCCCUUGGGGGCUACAGUCCAUGGAUAAGCAGCACUGGAGCCUGGUAAAUGCAGAUAAAACAACAAACUUGACAAGUCUCCAGGCUGAUGCACUGGGUUUUAACAUACGUAUAAAGACCAAUUGAAACUAGUUUUUAAAAAAUAUGCUUUAAAUAAAUUACAUAUCGUAAUCAUAGCCAAUGUAUACCAUUAAACUAAAAUAACUGCAAUUUUCUAGAUAUUUUUUAUUCUUCUGUAGUCAUUGUUUAGAACUCUGAUUUCCUGAGGUCAUUUUGUCAUUUUAAUGUCAUGCUUGACAAUGCUAUGUUUUCUCUUCCCUAGAGUUAACCAUAAAGAUACAGUGCCUACUCUGUGAAAUACAGCAUUGGGAAUUAAUUAUAAACUAAUUAUCAGUCAUCUUUUGAAAACAAAGUUUUGAAUUGGCUAUAGGACUCAACAAAUCUGCCUGGUUUAAAUAGAAUCUGUUAAGCUUGAUACACAUCUAGAUAGAUGAGGUGGGGUUGUAUUCAUUAAACAUGAGAAUAGAGAAAUAGGAGUGCAAAAUAGCAAAAUCUUAACAUGGGUGAAAGAGCUUCCUUUUACUAAUGAGGUUUAAGUAUUAAAGUAACAACAGCCUGGUGGCAGAUGAAUGCAAUUUCUAUAGGAUGGGAAUGGAAAAUGUAUGCUUUGGUUAACACCAUUGCUAUUGAUUUUGUGCAGAUUCUAUUAACCACUCUCAUUUCAGGAGCCAUUUUUCCCAAAUAGUAUAUUAGUAUAUUUUAAGCUUAGCUCCCUUUAUUUUUCUAAAGUUGAUAAAUCACCUCCCUAGCAACCUUAGUUUAAAAAAAAAAUCACUAAGAUAGAAAAAGUAUUUUCAGGUACGUAGACAUGUUUGUCCUCAGGUUUACCAGCUUCUGUGAAACAGUCCCAGAUUUUACAACACAGUUUUCAAAUACCAUCAAUCACUAGAAUGACAAUAUUACUCUUUGCUUAACAGGUUUCUAAACGAUGUAUUUGUGGGACCACAUUAAAAGUAAGAUCACCUUAUAAUUAUCUUAGAAACUUUACCCCUUGAAGGGAGUCCAAGGAAGACCUACAUUUUAUUGAAUUCUGAAUAGCAAAAACUCUCCGAGUGAGAUUUCAUUGUGUGGAUUUGUGGUUUGGAGCCAAUUACCUGAUUUUUUUCAGAUUUCAUUCUACUUAUUUAUUGGCUCUCUGCUUCAUUUCAAAAGAAUUUGAGGCAGCUACUAAAAUAUAUAUAAUACAAAACAAAAAUUAAGUGAGGAACUCAGGGCCAAUAAAAAUAGAAACAGAAAGGAUAAGACAAAACCAGAUGUAUAUUUAGUGCAUAAAUGCAGAACCCUGAUAUGCUUUACUAAGUUUGCCAAUGAGUGGCACCAUGAAAAAUAAUAGAAUUAGUGGUAAUGACAAGAAGAAGUACUUCUGCAUGAUAAGAACAAAUUUUUCCCCAUGCGGGCAGAGGUUUGAAAUAGCAUAGAUCAUUAAAAUCCGCAGGUAAGCUUCAAACCUAGAUUUUGCUAGCUACAUGUGCCUGGCAUAUAGUGUGUAUUCAAGAAAUACCUGAUGAUUGACAGAAUGAAUGAAUUGGAGGAAAAUGAAAUAUUUAUUCAACAAUUAUUUGUGGAGUGCCUAUUAUGUACUAUGGCAGAUAUUGAUAUCGUAAGUCAGAUAAAAAUCCGGCUCUUAAGAAACAGAGGAAAUAGAGCUUGGUGUGGUGGUAUGUGCCCAUGAUCCCAGAUAGUUGAGAGACUGAGGGAGGAGGAUCACUUGAGCCCAGGAGUUCAAGGCUGCAGUGAGCUAUGAUCACGCCACUGUACUCCAGCCUGGGUAACAGAAGAAUACCCUGUCUCUUCAAAAGAAAAAUGAAAUAGGGGAAAUGAGAUAUAUAAAUAAAGAACAAUAGUGAAUGUGUCAGGUGAGAUGAAGGACUUGUAAUGUGCUGUGGGGGUUCAAAUAUGAAGAAGGCCUUCUUCCUCUGGAAAGGUCAUAAAGAAUGUCACACUUGUGUUGGAACUUGUGAAGUGGGUAGAAUUUUAUCAAGUAGAAAUGAGAGAAAGGCAUGCCAAGCAAAGGAUCGGCAUGAAUAAGGUCUACUAGUUUGUGGUCCUCUGACUAAGAAUUUGUGCUGUGCCUUCAUUAAGAGAAAGCAAGGAGCUAGUUUGCCUGGAGCACAUGAUGUAUGCAUGACUUACACAUGCAACAAUAAGAAAUAAUGCUAGGAAGGCAGGUGAGGGCUCACUCACAGAGAGACUUGAAUGUCACACUGAGCUGGCUGGCUUUCUUCGGGUGAGAGAGUGGGAAAUAAUUGGGGAACUGACCAAAGUAUGAAUCCGGGAAGGCUGAACUUUAAGAAAGCUGAGACGGUGGCUUCCUUGCCUAUGCAAGGAACUAACAAGCCACAUGUACACUCCAAGUUGAUUUAACAAAUCAAAGGGAAAAAUAGCUGUACUUUGAGUCCUGUGUCUGCAUUCAUCAUUAACCUAAGAAAAUACAGCCAUUUAAUAAGUGGACAGGCAACACAAUUUAACAGCCACUUUAAAGUUUUCAACAAUAGGUUUCAACAACCAAAUCUAACAACUUUUUAUAUCUAUCUAAUCUAAACAGUAAAACCUCAGCUCCAGGUUUUACUGAGCUUGAGUGCUACUUUUUUUUUUGAGACGGAGUCUCACUCUGUCACCCAGGCUGGAGUGCAGCGGCACGAUCUUGGCUCACUGCAACCUUCACCUCCCGGGUUCAAGCUAUUCUCCUGCCUCAGCCUCCCAAGUAGCUGGGAUUAUAGGCGUGUGCCAGUUCUACUUCUUAGUAACAAACUAGUAGCUAAUCAAAUGCCUACAUAAUGGUCAUGAUAAAUCUGUUUAAAUAAAUGGCGGGCAGAAGGGAGUUGUUGAAUUUAACAGUCCAUCCUUCUUCAGAAUCUAUGGGUCAGCCAGAAUAUAAAUCUAGUAAUUAUUGGAAAACAAAACACAAACUCCUUCAAAGAAAUCUCUCUCCUGUAUUCUGCUGAAAAGGGUUGGUAAACCUGACAUCCUUUCUUUUGUUGGAAGACAAAUCCAACAUUUGUUAGACAUCCAACAUUUGUCGGAAGUCUACCUUACAAGGAACCACCUCUUAUCUGCAACAUAAACAGAAGCUACAUCAGGUUGAAAAUACACAUAGAAGACUGGGGAAAAUUGCCGUCCCCUUUCGCACUAGGUUUUACCAGGGGCCCAAGAUGUCAGAGGAAAGUCCGCGGAGGGCCAGCCACAGGUUUACCUAAUUAUGAAUCUCAGAUUAGAAUGUCUUAUUGUGUGGAAAAGUCAGAACUCAGGAAAUGUGUCUGAAGCCAGAGCGGGGGUCUGCUUACAGUCUACACAGCAGGUAGGGGUCCACUAUUUGAGUAUAAGCCUCUGGUCAGUGAGCAGUGCAGAGGUGCCCCUAACUUCCUAUGGGGGGAAAGAGAGGAGAGCAAAGGAAACACACUCCAGAAGUCACCACGAGGGCUGUGUGCCAGCGCUCCAUUUUCAUGCUGUUUGGAAAAGACGGGUCAAGGAAGAUGUUUCUAUCCAAAGUUUUCACGGAGCCUCUGCUUCCCCUGUACCUGUGUAGCUCCCUGAAACUGAGGACCCAUGUGUCUGCAAAGACCUCUGGAGAUCCUAAGAGAGAGAGGCACCAGCAGGUAACCAGUGGCGGCCUGGCCACGAAAGAGUAUUUGAAAUUAAACAGUGAGCAAGUGCAGAAACAGCAUCCCAAACCGCAGGCCCCACCACACGCAGGAACCAGAAAGCUGAAGUUUCACCAAGGAGUUUACAUAGUAUUUCUCACUGGGAAUGGGGAUGGGUAGCAAAAAGCCCCUUUCAUGUACAUAAUGGUUGGUCCUAUGUCCUACUUUUAUUUUCUCUAAGACUUUUAGAAGAAAGGCUGUUUUAAUUUUUUUUUCUCCUUAAGAGCAAGUUCCUUUUUAAAAUGCUUUCCUCUUCUUGCCGUGCUUGAGUAAUGCAGGCAUCAUUCUGAAAUACCUAGGCAGUUGCCUUUUGCCAAAAUUACUUCUCUAAGAAAAUAGAGUGUUCUUUUUUUUAGGACUUAGAACCCACGAGGGGUGAGUGGAAGUUUUGUAGCCCAUCAAAGGUGAAUAUGUGUUCUGCAGUAUCAACUAAAACAGUGUACAAAAUCAUUAAACUGGGCCGGGCACAGUGGCUCAUGCCUGUAAUCCCAGCACUUUGGGAGGCCGAGGCGUGUGGAUCACCUGAGGCCGGGAGUUCGAGACGAGCCUGACCAACAUGGAGAAACCCCAUCUCUACUAAAAAUACAAAAUUAGCCAGGUGUGGUGUUGCAUGCCUGUAAUCCCAGCUAUUAGAGAAGCUGAGGCAGGAGAAUGGCUUGAACCCGGGAGGCAGAGGUUGCGGUGAGUCGAGAUCACACCAUUGCACUCCAGCCUGGGCAAUAAGAGCAAAACUCCGUCUCAAAAAUAAUAAUAAUAAUAAUUUAACUGUGUUCUGCACACACAGAAUUACAAAAUCCCUAUAGGACUUUCACAGAUAGCUUUGGGCUUAAGGUCUUCGGAUAACAGGUAGUUCUAAUUUCUUACUCUUUGGGACAUUUAGUACAUGUUGGUACACAUAAGGAAAGAAAAUGGCUUAUAUUAGAGCUAGGAAACAGGGGCAGCCUGGAUUUUUAUGGUAGGAACUCACUCUGUGCUUUUUUUUUUUUUUUUUUCUGUUAAGUUUUCUUGACACUGACAUCAGUAACAUUGGCUAAAGGGAAUUGUGAGUCAUGUGAAUUUCGCCUGCAGUGCAGACUUUAAAGGACUGUGUUCAUUCUGAUUUGGGGAUGAAGAGAAUGUUCCAUGCACAUCUAUUGAUUGGUCUUGGCAGUUGCUGAUACACUUGUCUCGUUCACACUCCCAAAGGCGAGGAUUUACCCUGGAAAUCAUAAACCCCCACUUUCCAAAGCAAAGAUGCUAUUAAUGUUAUGAUGGUGCAUAAAUACCUCAACUGUCUGGGCUGAGAGAGGGGGCUGCAGGUUUUUAAGAGAGCAGCUAUAGUCCUCAUUCCACGUAGUCACAUCAUCUGAUGACAGGACUUCACAUUCUAGCUUUUCUCACUGUGGAAAAGAAAUGUUACUGUUUAAUUCAUAUCCAAAGUUAUAAAUACAGCUUGUAAAUUUUACUAACUUGUUUCUUUUUCGUUUGGUCCUUGAGAAGUACAACUUGCAUUUACAGAUGGUAAUUCCUAGUAUUGUUCUCUGCUAUCUUUUUUUGGUGUGAAAUUGCUGUAUUUGUUAAAGUUUGUUCGUUUUGUGGUUUUUAAUUCCCAUUGGUGCGCUGUACAAUGUAGUGUAUCGUGAAGAAAGAAAUAAUAUGCAGAUGUAUUAUGAAAUGUGUUUUAUUUUCAAAUGUGUGGUGUUGACAAUAUAUUGAUUUAUCAAGAUACUAAGGGAAAGUUCUAAAUUUAACAAAAUGUGUAUAUUUUAAUAAAUGCAUAAAGCUUUAUUGUGUGCCUUUAAAUUUAAAAAUGGGUUUAUAAAGAAAGUCAGAAAGAAAAGUGUCUUACUAGAAAAUAUCCAUAGUAAUGUAAAGCUUUUACACGAGACUACCAAAAAAAAAGAAAGAAAAGAAAAAGGAGCCUUCCCAUAUUUUGUUAACCUUAACCAAUAUCUGAAGUCUGUUACUUUUUUUCCAUUCUUAAAUGGAAAUGAAUAAGUGAAUUUCGCCUUAAGUGUCUCAAUUGUCCUUUGUAGAAAAGCCAGAUAAAUGAGCUCAUUUUGAAUUGCGUUAUUGUGGAAAAUUCAUUUUCAGAAUAAAACAUUUUAAAAAGUACAGCUAAUCGACUAAUAAAAUUUAAAUUUGAAGAAA
Pongo pygmaeus (Bornean orangutan) is the source of this 10150-nucleotide messenger RNA. It is a transcript of the gene SLC7A14, whose product is annotated as solute carrier family 7 member 14. Bases 338 to 2653 code for a protein of 771 amino acids. Gene Ontology annotation, cellular component: plasma membrane. The transcript has 8 exons. Gene Ontology annotation, molecular function: amino acid transmembrane transporter activity. The record is from RefSeq and is a predicted model, not a curated record. Lineage: Eukaryota; Metazoa; Chordata; Mammalia; Primates; Hominidae. Gene Ontology annotation, biological process: amino acid transport; transmembrane transport.